Lachancea lanzarotensis is the source of this 969-nucleotide messenger RNA. RefSeq names its product LALA0S01e02036g1_1. Gene Ontology annotation, cellular component: GID complex; extrinsic component of membrane. The coding region runs from base 1 to 969 and encodes 322 amino acids. Lineage: Eukaryota; Fungi; Ascomycota; Saccharomycetes; Saccharomycetales; Saccharomycetaceae. The record is from RefSeq and is a predicted model, not a curated record. The transcript has a single exon. Gene Ontology annotation, biological process: proteasome-mediated ubiquitin-dependent protein catabolic process; negative regulation of gluconeogenesis; protein targeting to vacuole.
AUGAUUAACGAAGCAGCCCGGGACAAAGAUAAUGUUACCUCACUUAAGAGCGUUAAGCCCGAAACAAGAACGGCCGCUGCGACGCUGAUCGCUACGCGACCAGCGUCACCGCCGUUCCAAAGCUUGGCCAAAAACCGGCUCUUAGAGACUUGCAAACAGGAAACUGAGUUACAUCCAUGUUCUUCAUUGGAAUCACUAGAGUCUCUACGGCAUACGCCAGAACCGAUAGAGGCGUCGUUCUUGACGGCAAACGGGCCCAGAAAAUACAUUACUAACGAUUUCUCGCCCUAUGGCAGCCGAUCCCAAACCCAGAGCCCCGUGGCUAGUUCUAGGGUCCGUCAUACCUGUACAACGUCAUUUUUGAAACCCCGUAAACAGUAUUCAGGGUUCCAAAUUUCCGGGUAUAAGAAAAAUCACGUGCACGUCGUCUUACAAACCGUGGAUUUGCCUGUACAAGGCUGCGAAAGCUCGUGUAUUCCGCAUUUGACUGGAUUUUUCACCAUCAAGGGUCUCACGGAGCACCAGCCUGAGAUCACCACUUUUUUCGAAGGGUUUGCGGCCACCUCCAAUUGUGGGUUCUUGUCCGCGGAUAUGCCUUCAGAACUCAAGGAUUUGAUGGCCAAAGACUCCAUAGACAUGGAGCACUGGCUCAAUUUCCCCAGUUUCAAAGAAAUGUGUCGCGACGAAAAAACUCUGUCGUCGAUCGCAGACGGCACAUAUGUGCAUUCUGAAUAUCUCGAAAAAAGAUACAUUUACAUGCGUUGGAAGGAAAGAUUUUUGGUCCCGGACGCAGAGCUUGAUUCAGUGGAGGGUGCUUCGUACGAGGGAUUUUACUAUAUCGUCCACGAUCAGCUGACCGGCGAAGUUCUGGGAUUCUACUAUCACGAAGAUGCAGAACGUUUCCAGAGACUGGAACUAACGCCCGUCAAAGACAUGUCAGGAGGUAGCUGUGGGUUUGAAUUCAACUAA